Tuber aestivum (summer truffle) is the source of this 1663-nucleotide messenger RNA. The record is from the annotation of a GenBank genome assembly. NCBI's taxonomy places the organism in Eukaryota, Fungi, Ascomycota, Pezizomycetes, Pezizales, Tuberaceae.
ACGCUGUGUUUUCGUCGACAUUGAGGAGUUCUAUUCUUUUUUGUCCCUCCUUCCUCCACAUCAAUUGCCCGACUACCGGUACCAUAAUAUAUGAUAGUGGGUAGAUACAGCGGUUGGCAAUAAUGGCGAGUUCGUACAAGCUUAAGCUAGCAAUAGUAACCCGCCCCUCUCCCCUCCUCCUCUCUUCCCAACUAACCUUCCUUCCAUUUCUCCAGGUCCUCCUGACAGCCUUAGCCUAUCUCUACAAAUCCGUGACCAAGCGCAGCCCACUCUACCUCCUCGCCCGGCCCCCUCCCCUCCACCCUUCAAUCUCCGAUGGCUGCAGCAAGAACUUUCCAGAGCUCUUACAAAACUGCGAGGACUUCUCCGUCCUCCCAAACACAACCCUACUGUUCCUCUCGUGCGACCGCUCGCGUCGAGAGUGGUACCACGUCUUCCGCGCUUUCCCCCCGGACGCGCCGAAGGGCGAGAUAUUCCUGUGGGACUAUGGCAAGCCGGAAGUGAAGCCGGCGCUGUUGUCUGGAGCGGAGAGCCUGGGUGUCGAUUUCCACCCUUUGGGACUUAGCGCUGUGAUGAGGGAAGAGGGGGAUGAGGUGAGGUUAUUCGUGACGAAUCAGGCCAAGGAGAAGGCUAGGAUCGAAGUACUCGACGUGAACUUGGAAACCAAGACUGCGCGACACAAGCGCAGUCUGACGGACGUGAAGAUAUUCUCCCCGAAUGGCAUAGUCGGCGUCGACGAGAGCUCAUUCUUCAUCACGAACGACGGUUUCUUCUCCAGAAGGUGGAGCACAGCGCUGCUGUUCGAAGUCAUCCUUGGCGCGCCGGGGGGGCAGGUCGUGCACGUCUCCAUCCCCCCACCAGCUUCCGCGGUAGACGAGGACUCGGUGAACGCUUACAGCGUCGCUUGGAUUUCACUUGCGAACGGCCUCGCGCUCGACCAUGCCAAGCAGAAAUUGCACAUUGCCAGCAGUACGCACGGUGUCUACACCUAUUCAAUCCCCGAUAUGGCGCACCCGUACCUCGCCGUCCCGGAGUCGUUCCGUCGUACGCCCUUCGCAGCGGAUAAUCUGCACUUGGGCCCCACUGGCCGCCUGUUCGUCAGUGGGAUAUCCUCGCUCGGUGACUUUGCGACGAGUAUGCUCUCCGAGGGAAAGGUGGGACCCCCGGCAUGGACUGCGGAGUUGCUGUCGGAGGUGGAUCCUAGCGAUAAGAGAGAGGCAGCGCUACGAGGGUUGGAUCCGGCCAAUAGUCCACUCAGGAAGGAAGAGUGGGUAUGGAGGAGUGUAUAUUUGGAUGAUGGCAAGUUCUUUGGCGGGAUUAGUACCGGAGGCGUGGUGGACAUGAAGGGGACGUUUGUCGGCGUCAGUGUUGUGGGGAGGGGGGUCUUGGUUUGCGAGAAGGUUAUUGAGAGGCCGGGAGUGCUUGUUGGGAAGGAGGGGGAGGAGAGGAAGACAAGGGAGGAGCUGUAGUUCCCUGUUUGGUUUUCUUGCAAGUUGAAUGUAUCUUAUGUGAGGGGAGAGAGAGAGAGGAUUGCCAGCUAGAGUGCACUGCCUUAAAAUUGCGCUACUCACAAUGAGUCGAGGACCCCACUAUUCCUCUCCCUUGCUCAAAGACGAAGGAAUCCUCUACAUCCACAAUGUAUAACAUAAUUUCCUGAUAUCGU